AUGCGCGACAUGAGCAGUACCUUCGAAUCUCUUCUCUAUCACACGUCAGCCCCUUUGACGAGCCUCGGUCGCGUGUUCCCCUACAUGUUGCCAGCCUAUUAUUUCGUCCGACUCAGAUAUUUUAUGAACAUGACGAGAAUCCCACAGGCGAUAACAUCGAAGUUCCAAACUUCGAGGGCUUCGGAUGGGGAGACCUCUUCCGUGAAGAUCGAAAAUUGCGUGGGCUUUACCAGAGUUCCACUUGGGGUUGCCGGUCCCUUGCAAGUGCAAGGCAGUGACGGCACCACGGGCUCAUUCUAUGGGCCUUUAGCAACGUGCGAGGCUACCUUGAUAGCGAGCUGCUCUCGCGGAUGUAAAGCACUUAAUAUGUGCCAGGGCGUUCGCUUCAAAAUUCUUCACGACUCUAUGUCCCGCGCUCCGGCGUUCUGGUUUGCCAACACUGAGGAUGCAGUGGCGUUUUUCGACCUGGUGCCUUCUUUACAGCCCAAAUUCAAGAAGGACGCCGAGUCAACAAGCAAACAUAUACGUCUGCGGACUGUUAUACCACAUAUUGUUGGUUCGAGUGUGCAUGUUCGUUUUGAAUAUCUAUGUGGAGAUGCUGCUGGACAGAAUAUGGUCACUAUUGCGACUCAACGCGUCUGUGAUCGCUUCUCCGCGUCGGCCGAGGCUCAUGCUUUACGAUUGCAGAGAAUCACCACCGACAAUCAAAUGAGCUCGGAUAAAAAGCUGGCGUGGGGAAAUAUCAUUCGGACUCGAGGUGUGAGAGUUCUGGUUUGGGGAAGUGUGAGCAACGAUGUUAGCAAACGAGUGCUGGGGUGCAGCACCGAGCUCUUAUACCAGUCUAUCCUCAACAGCAAAGAAGGUGCGGCGAUGAAUGGCCAGCUUGGAUACAGUGUCAACCCGUCCAAUGUUAUUGCUGCCAUGUUUAUAGCUUGUGGCCAGGACGCCGCGAGUGUGGCAGAAGCGGCGUGGAGCCAGCUGACAGCCGAAUAUGACGCCGAUACUAAACUGCUUCGCUUGAUUUCUUACUUCCCUUCACUUCCGGUUGGGGUUGUAGGAGGAGGAACCGCGUAUCCCACGCAAAGGGAAUCGCUGGAGAUCCUCGGCUGCAAUGUACCAGGAACUAAACACCGUCUUGCUGGUUUGAUCGCGUCGUUUUCCCUUGCAUUGGAUAUUAGCACCCUUGCUGCUCUAGCCACCCAGACAUUUUCAAGGAGCCAUGAGAAACUCGCAAGGGGAAGAUGGUCUCCGGAGACAAAGCUCUAG
Aspergillus oryzae RIB40 is the source of this 1266-nucleotide messenger RNA. Its product is annotated as hydroxymethylglutaryl-CoA reductase. NCBI's taxonomy places the organism in Eukaryota, Fungi, Ascomycota, Eurotiomycetes, Eurotiales, Aspergillaceae. The record is from RefSeq and is a predicted model, not a curated record. Gene Ontology annotation, biological process: coenzyme A metabolic process; isoprenoid biosynthetic process. Gene Ontology annotation, molecular function: hydroxymethylglutaryl-CoA reductase (NADPH) activity; protein binding. The coding region runs from base 1 to 1266 and encodes 421 amino acids. The transcript has 2 exons.